This is a messenger RNA of Ogataea philodendri, 753 nucleotides long. RefSeq lists its product as uncharacterized. The coding region runs from base 1 to 753 and encodes 250 amino acids. The record is from RefSeq and is a predicted model, not a curated record. The transcript has 2 exons. Lineage: Eukaryota; Fungi; Ascomycota; Pichiomycetes; Pichiales; Pichiaceae.
AUGAUUCCACCCAAGUUGGUAGCAUCGAGACUUUCAAGAGCAGACUUGACGCUUGAUGUUCUUAUUAGGACUGGUGUUUUGAGCAAAAUCGGCCCAGGUGUCCCAGUUGAAUUGCUUAUCAACGUCACAGUUGUUGUUGUAGAACUGGAUGAACGCAAAGUCGAUGUCGGCGUUGGCAAGCAUGUCGCCGGUGUAGGAAUCUGGGUAGACACAUUGUGGAGCAGCAGAAAUGUAGUAGUCUUUGGAAGAGUCCUGGGAGUAGUAUUCUCUCAGUUUGGUAGCAAGAGCAGCGUAGCCGGUAGACUCGCCGCUUUCGAUGUCAAAGUCGAAACCGUCAAUGAUGGCAUCACCGAACGGUCUCUCGUCGGCAGACCCGCCUCCAAACAUGUUCCACAGAGUGGUAGCAAAGCCUUCGGCAUCAGAGUCAGAACUGAAACCGUAGCUACCAGUAGCACCGCCAAGAGAAAGGAACACUUUUUUGCCAAGACCCUGACAGGUCUGGAUAUCCUCGGCAAUCUGGUCGCAAUCAAGCAAACCGUCGGAAAACUUGCUGGUGCAAGCGUUGGCAAAGUUCAACGUAGGAAGGGUGUCUGCGUUGGAGAAACUGGUCAUAAAGGAAAGAAGAUAAAUAUCGGCAGCAUCACUUUGACAAUAAGUGGCCAGACUCUCCUGGGAGCCGGCAGAAUUUUGUCCCCAAUAAAGAGCAACGUUGGUUUGGGAACUGGCGUCGAACGCCCACACACAAGACACUAG